Molecule: messenger RNA, 1579 nt
Organism: Branchiostoma floridae (Florida lancelet)
Lineage: Eukaryota; Metazoa; Chordata; Leptocardii; Amphioxiformes; Branchiostomatidae
Product: prostaglandin E2 receptor EP2 subtype-like
Exons: 2
Coding region: 430-1464 (344 amino acids)
Biological process (GO): adenylate cyclase-activating G protein-coupled receptor signaling pathway; positive regulation of cytosolic calcium ion concentration; inflammatory response
Cellular component (GO): plasma membrane
Molecular function (GO): G protein-coupled receptor activity
Source: RefSeq, a predicted model, not a curated record
CGAACAAGGCUUACACCAUAAUCACGACUUGUGUAUUUUAGGGAUGAAUACAAAAUGUUUGACGUCAAACUUCAUUUGCUUACUUGUGAUUUGUAAAUAACAGGACACUGGUUAGUGAGAUCCGUACAGCUGGACAUAUUACAUUUGAAUAUACUCACCAUACAACAUUCCGUGUGUCACGUAAACAAACCCAUUAGUAUCUAUCAAAGACCGGGACAGGUCAUUAAGAGUACUGUUAGCAAAGCACUCCAGCGCUGGUAUCAGUAAUAAAUUGCGAUAUGAUUCUUUAUUUCCUUAUUCAAUGGCAGUUCUGCUUGGUAUCCCACCAUAAGCACUGUUUUAGUAGUAGUAGUAGUACGUUUGGAUCGCUGGAUACGAACAUAGAGGAGCUUAUAGCAAGAGUUUGGGCCGAAUUCCAACUACACAACGAUGGAUGAAUCAAAUAGUGACAUUCAGUGGCCUGUCGGGUCAACCGUUGACGACAUCGGCCCCUUGUGGUACCUAUCGUACUUCACUCUGGUCCCAUGUGUCAUUGCUGGGUUCAUAACGAAUAUCUUCUUCAUUGUGGUCAGCCAAGAGGUCUUCAACCAGCGACCCACCAUCCCCAACCUUCUUCUCAAGUACCUCGCGUGGACUGAUGUUCUGAACUGCUCCUUUGGUGUUGUACCAAUCAUCUUGGCCUACCAUCUUAAGAUCUUUACCAAAGCAGUCUGCGCGUUCCACGGAACAGUUUUCACUGCUUUUAGCGUAGCGUCUCAAAUGAUCGUUGCCUUGAUGUCGAUCGACCGGUACAUCGCUCUAGUCCAUCCUUUCUUCUACUCCAAACACCUCGUCAAACGUCAUGGGAAAAUGGCUGUAGCCGUUUACAUAAUCUUCGUGUACUCGGCAGUCUCGGCGAGUUUACCGCUUUGGGGACUCAACAAAAACGUACCCCAUCCACCGAACUCGUACUGUAUGUUCGACUGGGCUGACCAAACGCCAAAGGGACGUUUAGUGGUGUACUUGAACCUCCUGAACACGUUUCUGUGUUUACUUAUAAUAAUGAUCAUGAACGGGAUCGUAGGUUUGUACAUGUAUCGGCUAAGGAGACUUCGUCCAAGGCAAGUGGCUUGCGUCUCUUCUGAAACUCGAACGCAGAGGCAAGAAGAUUCUUUUAACAGGAGGCUUCAACUUCAAAUGACAAAGUUGACGUUGGUGGUUGCAGUGGUGUUCUUCUGUUGUUGGUUUCCCUUUGCCUUCCGCAUCCUGACCAAUCAGCUCAGAGUAUUGGAAAACGAAGACGCUGAUUGGUUCGUGUCUCGUCUAAUGGCCAUGAACAGCGUCAUCAACCCUUUCCUCUACGUCAUCAUGUGGAAACCCUACCGCAAGGGAUGCUGGAUGUUGUUAAAGACCUGUUUACACUACUUGACCUGUACCUUUCUAAACCAACCGACUAUGACUCUAUCUGAAACUGUUUCUUUAUAAGAUAAUCAGCUUAACUUUUUGUAAAUAUUUCACCACUUCACAGAUUAUUUUUUCAAUUACAACGGUGCUUUGAUUAUAUUAUUCUUAUGUUUUUUUGCGUAUAUAAUAGUCUUGU